Porites lobata is the source of this 1152-nucleotide messenger RNA. NCBI's taxonomy places the organism in Eukaryota, Metazoa, Cnidaria, Anthozoa, Scleractinia, Poritidae. The record is from the annotation of a GenBank genome assembly.
UGGGUAUACAGGGGUAUACAGGGUAUACAGGGUAUACAGGGUAUACAAGGUAUACAAGGUAUACAAGGUAUACAGGGUAUACAGGGUAUACAUGGGUAUACAGGGUAUACAUGAGUAUACAGGGUAUACAGGGUAUACAUGAGUAUACAGGGGUAUACGGGGUAUACAGGGUAUACAGGGUAUACAAGGUAUACAUGGGUAUACAGGAUAUACAUGAGUAUACAAGGUAUACAUGGGGCACAGGGGUAUACAUGGGUAUACAGGGUAUACAGGGUAUACAAGGUAUACAUGGGUAUACAGGGUAUACUGGGAGUACAUGGGUAUACAGGGGUAUACAGGGUAUACAGGGUAUACAUGGUAUACAGGGUAUACAAGGUACACAAGGUAUACAGGGUAUACAUGGGUAUACAGGGUAUACAGGGGAUACAUGGGUAUACAGGGUAUACAGGGGUAUACAAGGGUAUACAAGGUAUACAUGGGUAUACAGGGUAUACAGGGUAUACAGGGUAUACAGGGUAUACAGGGAUACAUGGGUAUACAGGGUAUACAGGGGUAUACUGGGAGUACAUGGGUAUACAGGGUAUACAGGGUAUACAGGGGUAUACUGGGAGUACAUGGGUAUACAUGGGUAUACAGGGUAUACAGGGUAUACUGGGAGUACAUGGGUAUACAUGGGUAUACAGGGUAUACAGGGUAUACUGGGAGUAUACAAGGGUAUACAUGGGUAUACAGGGUAUACAGGGUAUACAGGGUAUACAGGGAGUACAUGGGAUAUACAUGGGUAUACAGGGUAUACAGGGUAUACAAGGUAUACAUGGGUAUACAGGGUAUACAGGGUAUACAGGGUAUACUGGGAGUACAUGGGUAUACAUGGGUAUACAGGGUAUACAGGGUAUGGGGGCAUACAUGGGUAUACAUGGGUAUACAGGGUAUACAGGGUAUACAGGGUAUACAUGGGUAUACAGGGUAUACAUGGGUAUAUAGGUAUACAGGGUAUACAGGGUAUACAUGGGUAUACAAGGUAUACAGGGUAUACAUGGGUAUACAGGGUAUACAUGGGUAUACAGGGUAUACAGGGUAUACAGGGAGCAUGGGUAUACAUGGGUAUACAGGGUAUACAGGGUAUACAGGGUAUACUGGGAUACAUGGGUA